AUGCCUGGCCCGCCGUCCUCUCCCUCGACGACCUCUCCGACGCCGAAUGACGAACACCACAGCGCGACGCAGGGCGAUGGGGCAGCCGAGUCGCCUUUCUCAGCUGCUGCACCUUCCCUGACUCGCCCGCCACUCGCGCGACUGAGCUCUGCGGACGCACACCUUUCGAGAGGCGCCCCGCUCCUCUUCGAGUCCCUGACGAGGGCGACACUCCCUUCGUCCUCGCUUACGGAGUCGAACGCGUCGUGGGUCGACUUGUGCAGAGCGGAUGGGACGCAGUACUCGCCGCCGAGACCGCGACAGUCGAGCGGAAUGGAGCGGAGCAAGAGUACCGACGAGGGCAGUCCGGCGAACGCGAGGGCGAAGACGAGCGCGGCUUUCCUGCCGGGUAUGCGGAGUCGGAGAUCGAGUAUAGGGAGCUUGCAGGGCGUUCUGGGAAAGGAGGCCGGAGGAGCAGCUCUCGCGCGAAGACGGAGCAGUCUUGCAGCUGUGCCGCCGAGUCCGACGGGGCCGACACCGCGCACAAAGGGCGAGUCCGAGGUCAACCAGCUGAAUUGGAGCGCGAAGUGGUGGCCGUUCGCAGUGGUGGGCCCGUCUGGCGAGUCGGCAGGAUCCGAUGUUGCAGCGUCUCACUCGCCGAAACCGCCUGCACCACCCAGCAAGGACUCGCACGACGCCUCGCGCAACAUCCUCUCGCUCUUUGCGGGUCAGAAGACGGUGGACGAAGUGCGGGACAGGCAGGAGGUCGUCGCGCGGGAUAGCGACUCGCUCGAGGCAGAGCUGCGGGACGCGACGGCGGACCAGCUCGACUUGCCUUCCAUACCUUCCUCACGGUCCGCCGAGUUUGUCGCGCUAGAAGCGGACGAGAUGCCCCCGGACCUCCCGCCGAAACGACUGUCCCUCGACAAAUCCCUCCCACCUUCUCCCUUCGAACCCCCCUCCAGCACGAAAGGCGCCUCCUUCCUCCCCUCUCUCUUUGCUCCGACCUCCUCGUCUAGCUCAUACGACACAGCUACUGCAACCUCCCUCUCCUCGCCGGCCAAGAAGUCCGACUCGCCCAUCUCGCUUCUCUCCUCACUCACCAUCUCGAACCCUUUCAAUUCCUCCCCCGCCUCUUUCUUCUCCUCCUCCGCCAAAUCGCCUACAUCACCCAGCUCUACUCGUCCGCACCACGGCCGGCACUAUUCAACUAGCUCGCACAAGAAGCCCCGCGACGAAGAUGACGACGGUCCGACCGCUACGCCUGCAGAAGUCGAGGGAAUGGUUGACAAGGAGGACCGCGAGACCAUUCGUAAGGAAGAGGCGGAGGACGCCGAGAUCUUCUCGAUGCUCAAGGACAAGUAUCGCUCGCCGAAACUGCCGCUCGUGUUCUGCCACGGGUUGUUCGGUUUCGACUACAUCGGUCCGGCCGGCCUCAAACCCCUUCGCUUCUCCUACUGGGUCGGCGUCGAAGAAGCGCUCGCCGCGAACGGCGUCGAGGUUUUGAUCGGCCGCGUGCCGGCGAGCGCGUCGAUUGAGGAGCGCGCAAAGGUGUUGUGCGAAAUGAUCGGGGAGAGAUUUCCGGGGAGGGAGGUCAACUUGAUCGGGCAUUCAAUGGGCGGUCUCGACGGUCGCUACGUAAUCUCCCGCCUGAAGCCCAUCAACUUCAAGAUCCGCUCGCUCACGACCAUCUCCACCCCGCACCGCGGCUCGUCCUUCGCCGACUACCUCCUCGAAGACGUGUUGGGCGCCGAGCGGGUCCCUACGCUGUUGAAUACGAUGAAGGCGCUGGGCGUGCCGGGCGGAGGGAAGGCGUUCGAUGAUUUGACGACCACCAAGAUGGCCCGCUUCAACGAAGAGACCCCCGACGACCCGUCCGUCCGCUACUUCUCCUUCUCCGCCGAAUUCACGCCAAGCUGGUCGAACCCGUUCCGAAUCCCGUGGGGCGUCGUCUACGAGCGAGAAGGGCCGAACGACGGGUUGGUGUCGGUGGAGUCUGCGAGGUGGGGUGAUCAUCGGGCGACGUUGCACAAUGUCAAUCACGCUGACCUGAUCGGCUGGAAAGGCGUCGUGCGAUACGCCUUCGCCGCCUGGUCAGGCCACGAGAUCCGCUACGCGCCCGUCUCGUUCUUCCUCGGCGUCAGCGAGAUGCUCGCCGACGAGGGGUUCUAG
This is a messenger RNA of Rhodotorula toruloides NP11, 2151 nucleotides long. Its product is annotated as triacylglycerol lipase. The transcript has 5 exons. Gene Ontology annotation, molecular function: triacylglycerol lipase activity. NCBI's taxonomy places the organism in Eukaryota, Fungi, Basidiomycota, Microbotryomycetes, Sporidiobolales, Sporidiobolaceae. The coding region runs from base 1 to 2151 and encodes 716 amino acids. The record is from RefSeq and is a predicted model, not a curated record.